AUGGCCACCUUUGACAGAGUUGCUCAGAAUGCUAAAGAGUUGACUGUCAGUCGUGGAGAAUACCUUGAGGUGCUAGACGAUGCUAAGAACUGGUGGGAAUGCCGCAAUGUGCACCAACGAGUCGGCUAUGUACCUCACACAAUCCUUUCGGUGGUUCCUUUGGAUCAGGCAGACCCUCGAGAUACUUAUAUCAAUAGUUUCUUACUGUCACUAGAUCUUAUACACGAAAACUGCGGAAGCUUGAACAAUGGGUGCGUUUUUUCCCUGCUAGAUGGAGAUUGUCCUGCUUAUUGA
Molecule: messenger RNA, 294 nt
Organism: Cylicostephanus goldi
Lineage: Eukaryota; Metazoa; Nematoda; Chromadorea; Rhabditida; Strongylidae
Source: the annotation of a GenBank genome assembly